Molecule: messenger RNA, 2710 nt
Organism: Patiria miniata (bat star)
Lineage: Eukaryota; Metazoa; Echinodermata; Asteroidea; Valvatida; Asterinidae
Product: fibroblast growth factor receptor substrate 2-like
Exons: 7
Coding region: 301-1938 (545 amino acids)
Biological process (GO): cell surface receptor protein tyrosine kinase signaling pathway
Cellular component (GO): cytoplasm
Source: RefSeq, a predicted model, not a curated record
CAAGAGGGCGCGCCAUAGCAGUACCGCGCGAGCUUCAGUUCACUGUCAUCUGCAUCCUUUUUUGUGGGGGAUUCCGUUCCGGUCCGUUUUUAACCGGAGAAGUAAUAUACACAACUGAUCUCAACAUGUAGCAAGUCGUAGAGGGAGAAGACAGAUUGCUGGGAGAGCCUGCAUUCUUCAAGUUACCUGUCUGAGUUGUGGAAGGAAUGUUAGCAGUCAACAUGGUCAACGGCUGACCGCUUGUUAUCAUAUUGAGACUACCUCUGUGCGCUUUCUGAGCAUUUGUAAAGAGUGAUCACCAUGGGGAACCAGCAGGCAUGCAUCCGUCCAAAAGAUGCCAAACUGGCACAGAACAUGUUCAAGGUGCGGAACGUGGACGACAAAGGGUCCGAAAUCCAACGGGCGGUGAUUGAGGUCAGCAAGACAGACAUCAUCCUCCAUCAGCGAGGCAAGGAUCCCAUCAAGUGGCCGCUGAGGAGCUUACGACGCUACGGCUUUGACAAGAAACUCUUUUCCUUUGAGAGUGGACGCCGGUGUGCGACCGGGCCUGGCAUCUACGCUUUCAAAUGCAAGCGUGCCGAGUUCCUCUUCCGCAACGUCCAAGAGAACGCCCAGGCCUGUGGCAACAGCAACGGCCGGUUGGGCAGCUACUCGGCCUCGUCUGAGCUCGCCAACAGCGAUGCUUCCCCCACUCACCAGCCAACAUCCCCAGUCCUCUCGGCUUUCUCCACGGACACGUCCAGCCUCGGCGAUCAACGGAACGGCAGCGCGUAUGGACUGGCCAGUUACUCCGGCCGGACGGUGUCAAUCGCGUCGUCUUCGUCUGGUGUGCAGAGUCCAGCAUCACCCGGCACGUCGGUACACUACAUCAAUGCAAACUCCUUCCCAGAUAUCCCAGAGUCGCCCCAGGAGAGCGGGACCGACUCAUCGUCUGUGACUGCCAUCUUAUUACCUCGGGUGAGUGAAGAGACCGUCCAACAAUCGUCAGGAGACGAAGAUCCUAACGUGAACUAUGCGCGGCUCAAGCACGACGUGGACGAAGAUUCGUCACAUGUCAGUGUCACAGAGACCGACGCUGUGACGCUGGUUCAGAACGACGUCAACGGUAACAUGGACAGGGUGGGGCUUCCACCACUCACCAUGUUGCCGGCCGCAAACCUACCCGAAUCCCACUACAUGAAGCCACCCUCAGUGAAAGACAUUGUCAACGGCAAUACAAGCGUCCUCAACCUGAACGGCAAUGCAAACGUCCUCAGCUUGACGAGUACCACCUCGGAGGUGAUUACUGAUGAGAGUCACACCAACCGGGCCUCGCCUGUGUCGAUAACAACGCCCCUCAGUCUGGUCUCCCAGAACUCCCUCACCACGCCCAGCAGCAGGACUUCGGGCAGCAGUAGCUACUACGCUAAUUUGGACACCGUCGGGGAACUCCCUCACAACAAUUUUGUCUUCUGCUGCGACUUGCGCUCCCCCUGCAGCACAUCCUCCAGCAAAGGCAGUGCGGGGUCGGAGUUCAUUUUUGACACCAACGUGGCGGGGAACCGGUCACCGGUGAGCGAGCACAGCUACGCUAACCUGGACGCGCUGUCCGAGGUCGGAAUGAGACCGGCCGCGCACAACGGGAACUCCAACGUUGUUCUCCAGCCGGCUCCGAAAGGACGUAUGAAUUACGCCGACCUGGACAUGGAGAGCUUGGAGGCGGUUCAGACCACGCCCAUCAUCCAGACUCGUCAGAGUCGUAGCUCCAGCAUGACCAGCUCCCCACCAAAGACCCCGGCCAGUUUGAACUCCGAGGGGUCCAGUCGCAGGACUGACACCUACGCCAUGAUUGAUUUCAAUCGCACCACGGCAUUGGCUAACUCUCAGCGACAAAUUGACGAAUCAGAUCUUCCGGGAGGCCCACUGAGAAGGACAAGACAUGAUAGUAAGAUCCGAUAGAAGAAUGGAUGCCUCUAUGGGAAAAUGGACGACAGCGUGGGAAAUUCAUGCAUAGUUGAAACAAAAAUGUACUCUAUUUUAAGUAAUAAAUUACGUACAUUUGCUGAAAAGUUAGCUCAACAGCAAGUAUGGAUCACAUUUUUAUUACACUGCGUUGAAGUUUCCAAUAUUUUGAAACAAUAAACCAUUCCACUUUUAAUAUAUUUAUACAUGUAUAAUGCAAUCAUUGGAAAAACUGGUACGAUAUAAAUAUGAGAAAUUCUGGAACAUGUCUCAUCAGCCCUUAUGCGACACUGUUUGGUGCACAUUGAAGUGAACAGUUAGAGAUUUCUGACUGAUUGAGAUGGUGUUGAAUAUGCAUAAUAAUAUUUGUUGUACAUAUAAAAAUUAAUAAAGCAGGGGUGUGUUUUCGUGACCAUGACCAGAAACAUGUUUGUGACGUCAAAAACAAUAGCCAGGAACAUGUUUACAUAGGCGCGCGAAAACGCAGAACCAGAAACCGUCGGUUACCGAACACACGCGCAUAGCAAAGUAAUAUUUAAAGUAGCAGACGACGAACGUCAUUUUCACUCACAUUACAGGCCAACAUUUGGUGUGUUUCCCCCACCGCUGCCCUCUCUUUUCACAUAAUUCACUAAUUUUUGGGACGACAAACCUAUCGUCUGCUUACGUUUCAGUAUUUUCUGCCAUUUUGAACCUGUGAUAACCAACUCCAACUUUCGGUUCUUGUUUGGUCGAAACAAUGACGUCACACAGCCAUAACCAAAGACGC